Messenger RNA from Magnolia sinica, 913 nucleotides. RefSeq lists its product as uncharacterized. The record is from RefSeq and is a predicted model, not a curated record. Bases 77 to 742 code for a protein of 221 amino acids. Lineage: Eukaryota; Viridiplantae; Streptophyta; Magnoliopsida; Magnoliales; Magnoliaceae. The transcript is spliced from 2 exons.
UUCCUUAAACCUCAGACCCAUCCUCCCAUUCUCAGCUCCCAUUCUCAGAGAGAGAGAGAGAGAGAGAGAGAGAGAGAUGGGCAACAGCUUGGGAGGAAGGAAGACAGCCAAGGUCAUGAAGAUAGACGGCGAGACAUUCAAGUUAACUACUCCUGCGCGAGUCGCCGAUGUCCUCAAAGACCACCCCGGCCACGUUCUAAUGGAAUCAGAGGCGGUCCGCCACUUGGGUGUCCGAGCUAAGCCAUUGGAUGCGGACCAUGCAAUCAAACCCAAGCGGCUCUACUUCCUUGUCCAAUUGCCUGAAGUCCGAGACCCGAAAGGAAUGAGAAAGGUCCGGUCAGGCAUCAUCAACAUGAAUGCCAAGGACCGGUUGGAGAACCUCAUGUUGUCGAAGCGGUCCAUCUCAGACCUAUCACAUGUGACGUCGGUGGUAGGGACCACGAUCGACGGCCAGGAUGAAGGUGGGGAACGGGCGGUGAGGGUUAAGAUGAGGUUGCCUAAGGCCCAAGUAGCUAAAUUGGUGGAGGAAAGCAAGGAUGCGGCCGAGGCUGCAGAGAAGAUCAUGAAACUAUGUAUUGGGGGCACGAGCGGCAGCGCCGAAGAUUUCUCUAAUGGUGAUGGGAACUUGGCCAUGCAGCAGCGGCAAUGGAAGCCAGCUCUGGGAAGCAUCACGGAGAGCUGCAAGGCAAAGGAGAAAUUCGGAGUAAGAUUCCUUCCAAUCCAAGAGGUGUCUCAAGCAUAAGCUUCCUAAACCCACUCUCCAGCUGGUAGAUGCAGGAUGAAAUGCAUGAGGAUUGACAUUAGUUAUGUUUUGAUGUUGCUUUGUACCACAUACAUAUGAUUUAGAUGUAUUAGAUAUUAAUACAGUGCGGACGCCUUCAUUAGUUUAUCUAACAAGUACUAGCUUAGAAUA